GGUUCUUGUGCGAUCAGUGCACAGAUUGUCGUGCUUGCAAGACACUUAUUUUUAGACUUGCCUUCCGAAUUGAGGAUAUUGGUCUCGAUGUGGCGGCCAUGAAUCGUCGAGACAGACCAUUAGCAUUCGCCGUGUCUGCCACUUGAUUUCGAGUUACACAAGUCUACGAGUUUUUGGUAGUUCGCAAACCUGUCAGAAUUAUGCCGAUGCUCGUGAUUAUUCCCUAUAUAAGGCAAUAUAUAUCUUUCUCAUGUUUCCCUCAGUUCACUGAUGUGCGUCGCGAGGGAAACAGUGGAAUAUUAAACAUCGAAUCACUCUUAGCCGAGGAAGGAAUCAUGGAUGUCUCUACCGAGAUCUGCGAUGUACCCCAUGGUCAUGUCUGCGCCAUUUGGCGCCAGUGUGCACACCGUGCUUGGAAGGAAAAGGCAGACUAUUUCGUUCUAAUGGGUGAUGAUGUAGUUCUCCUCGACGAAGGCUGGAUGAGAGACAUCUAUGAGCAGUUCACGCUGAUUGCACAGCACGAACGUGUCCCUCAAGGUAUGGGAUGCGUCGCCUUCACAAACGUGACUUUUCCCAGAAUGCCCACGUUCCCUGUUAUCCAUCGCAUUCAUAUGAAUGCCUUUGGCGGCCAAGUAAUACCCGAGGUUUUUAUUAAUCAAGAUGGAGACCCGUUCCUCUUCCAGCUGUACCGUAAAUGGGGCUGCUCUCGAAUGAUACCAUCAAGACUUUCCAAUGGCAUUGGCGGAAGCCUACCUGCACGCUACAUUCAGCAACAUGCAGAUGGAUGGACAUUCGGUUCGUUGACUGAGGCAGCUUCAACACUGGAGGCAUCGUUGGCAACAUCUUUCCCAGCUGCUACUCGCAAGAUGACCUUGGACAUUAUCAUUCCAAGCUACCGGGUUCUGCUCCCUUUCCUCGAUACCAUCCUUGCCCUCAAGGAGUCUCCAACAUGUGAAUCUAUGUUCAUCAUCAUCAUCGAUAACCCGCACUCCCCUAAAAUAACCGAGCUAGAAGCAAAAUACGCCCAUCGCCCAGACAUCCGCAUCCGUGUCAAUGAAAAUAACCUUGGCGCCUCAGCUUCACGAAACAGAGGCAUGAAGGAAUCUGCCGCAGAUUGGAUUCUAUUUCUUGAUGACGAUGUCAUACCCCAAGAUGAUAUUCUGAUUAAGGCUGAGAAAGCCAUCCGUUCGAAUCCACAGGCUGCUGGUUUCAUUGGAAACAGUUAUUUCCCGGUUGCCAGCACUGUCUUCACCAAUGCUGUUCAUCUUGCUGGCGUGACUUACUUUUGGGACAUCGCUGCGAAAAUGUCAGAGAACGAGAGUGACAUGCCCUGGGGUGUCACAGCCAAUCUCAUCGCCCGCCGUGUUCAGGAUGGUGUGGAAUUUGACUUGCAGUUCCCAAAAACAGGCGGAGGAGAAGAUAUCGAUUUCUGUCGGAGAAAGCGCGACUUUUCUAUCACUCACGGGGGUGAAGGAUUCCAUCCUGCCCCUCAUGUCAUCGCAACUCACCCUUGGUGGAACGAUGGUCAAAGAUCAUACCGGCGUUUUUACAUGUGGUCCAAAGGCGAUGGGGGGCUCAUAAAGCUCUACCCAAAUUUGACUUAUCUAGAUCACACUCCCAACAGCGCAGAGCUAUUCCUGAUUAGCACAGCAUCAGCAGUCCUAGGCGCGUUUAUAUACCUCUUCACAAGUACAUGAUAUGUACCGUCAUUUGUGGAGAGAUGCGAAUCGCACAAAAGCCCUCAGGUCUUCGCUGAGAGGGCUAG
Messenger RNA from Suillus bovinus, 1765 nucleotides. RefSeq names its product nucleotide-diphospho-sugar transferase. The record is from RefSeq and is a predicted model, not a curated record. The coding region runs from base 201 to 1697 and encodes 498 amino acids. Lineage: Eukaryota; Fungi; Basidiomycota; Agaricomycetes; Boletales; Suillaceae. The transcript is spliced from 3 exons.